AUGCCGACCACACUCGCCAAACAGCGGAAGAUUGCCAUAGUGGGCAGCCGCUCAGUCGGCAAGUCCUCGUUGGCAGUCCGCUACGUUGACGGGCACUUUGUCGAGAGCUACUACCCGACCAUCGAGAACACCUUUAGCAAGGAGAUCCGCUACAAGGGCCAGGAGUUCGCGACCGAGAUUGUCGACACGGCCGGGCAGGACGAGUACAGCAUUCUCAACUCGAAGCACUUUAUCGGCAUUCACGGGUACAUGCUGGUCUACAGCGUCUCGUCGCUGCAGUCCUUUGAGAUGGUGCAAGUGAUCCGAGACAAGAUUCUGAACCACCUGGGCACCGAAACCGUCCCCAUCUGCAUCGUCGGCAACAAGUGCGACCUGCGCCCGGAGCAGCGCCAGGUGACGGCCGAGGAGGGCAAGGCGCUGGCGGACAAGCACGGGUGCGCGUGGACCGAGGCCAGCGCGCGCUACAACGAGAACGUGGCCAAGUCGUUCGAGCUGCUGAUCGGCGAGGUGGAGAAGUCGGUGAACCCCGGUGAGCCGUCCGGUGGGGGGAAGUGCGUUGUUAUGUGA
Molecule: messenger RNA, 567 nt
Organism: Chaetomium globosum CBS 148.51
Lineage: Eukaryota; Fungi; Ascomycota; Sordariomycetes; Sordariales; Chaetomiaceae
Exons: 3
Coding region: 1-567 (188 amino acids)
Biological process (GO): small GTPase-mediated signal transduction
Cellular component (GO): plasma membrane
Molecular function (GO): GTPase activity; GDP binding; GTP binding
Source: RefSeq, a predicted model, not a curated record